Messenger RNA from Cebus imitator (Panamanian white-faced capuchin), 1130 nucleotides. It is a transcript of the gene PHYH, whose product is annotated as phytanoyl-CoA 2-hydroxylase. The transcript has 7 exons. NCBI's taxonomy places the organism in Eukaryota, Metazoa, Chordata, Mammalia, Primates, Cebidae. Gene Ontology annotation, biological process: fatty acid alpha-oxidation. The record is from RefSeq and is a predicted model, not a curated record. Bases 73 to 825 code for a protein of 250 amino acids. Gene Ontology annotation, molecular function: phytanoyl-CoA dioxygenase activity.
CGCCUGGAGGCGGAGCCGCCCGCGGAGCUAAAUGGGGAGAAGGCCGAGCGGAGGAGUCCCCGUGCCGCCGCCAUGGAGCAGUCCCGCGCCGCCCCCCGCCUGCAGGUCGUGCUGGGCCACCUCGGCCGCCCGUCGGCCCGGGCCAUCGUAGGUCAUCCCACUUCAGGGACUAUUUCCUCUGCCAGUUUCCAUCCUCAACAAUUCCAGUAUAGUCUGGAUAAUAAUGUUCUCACCCUGGAACAGAGAAAAUUUUAUGAAGAAAAUGGGUAUCUUGUAAUUAAAAAUCUGGUAUCUGAUGCUGAUAUUCAACGCUUUCGGAAUGAGUUUGAAAAAAUCUGCAGAAAGGAGGUGAAACCAUUAGGAUUAACAGUAAUGAGGGACGUGGCCAUUUUGAAAUCAGAAUAUGCUCACGGUGAGAAGAUGAUCACGAAGGUCCAGGAUUUCCAGGAAGAUAAGGAGCUCUUCAGAUACUGCACUCUCCCUGAGGGGGGAGUUAACAAAAUGUUCCACGGGAUCCAGGACUAUGAGGAAAAUACCGCCCGGGUGCACCUGGUGAUGGAGAAGGGAGACACUGUUUUCUUCCAUCCUUUGCUCAUCCAUGGAUCUGGUCGGAACAAAACCCAGGGGUUCCGGAAGGCAAUUUCCUGCCACUUCGCCAGUGCUGAUUGCCACUACAUCAGUGUGAAGGGCACCAGUCAAGAAAACAUUGAGAAGGAAGUGGGAGGAUUAGCAAAUAAACUCUAUGGCAUUGCAAAUACCGUGGACUUGAAGGAUAUUUGGAUGUUUCGAGCUCGACUUGUGAAAGGAGAAAGAACCAAUCUUUGAAAUAGCCCUCUGCUAUAACUCUUUUAAUGGAAAACCAAAACCAAACAAAGUGUCUAAGGAAAAUGUUUCUUAAUGAGUUAAUGUAACCUUUUCUAUCACUUGUUAAAAUCAGAAAACAUGUAUCAGGUACUAAGUGCAUAGAAUUAGUUUUGCUCUACAAUGGUGUUGCUUUAAUGGAAAUAAAAACAGUAAAAGUGAAAAAAAUAAAAACAAAAGCACAGUAAAAGUGAAAUACUACUGUUUAAGGAAAAUUAAUUUAGGGUUGCAUCCAUUAAAGAGGAUUGGUGUAUAAUUGAACUGUUAAA